CGUGUGUAAUGCUCCCCACGGUUCUGGUCCGUGAGAAUUUGGCAUGUAAACUGACCUCGGGGCCACGGAAGCGCAUUCACUAGCACUACCACCACCCAUGAGCGAAGUUCAAGUUCACUACGACGAGUCCAGAAGCCAUAUUCUCUCCGAAAAAGCAUUGAAAGAAGGAUGGGAUACGUUUAUCUUCCACACACAACUCAUCAUGCCCGGUAACCUCUUCGUUGGUUUCAACACCACGGGAUAUGGUCUGAACCGCUCAGAUGUUGCGAGGUGGCUCAGUAUAUUGGCCGCUGGUACUCCUUCGAACCCACCAGACAUUUUCUCUUGCGCCAUUCAACCUACGGGGAUCUUACAAUACUUGCCUACCAAUAUGGCAGACGAGCCCGUCAGUUGGACAACGCCAGCGAACUGGACACCGGGAAAUUAUGCAUUCAAAUACUUUCGUUUGGGUGAUGAUUACCUUUACUACUGCCCUGCUAGACAACUCGUUCACUGGUUUUUUGGUGACAAGACACUGUCCCCGAACGGCAUGGCACCUUCCUUCUCGAUCAAACACAGAGAUACUGAUCUCAACAUAAGUCUAAUUUACAUCAUUCCCAACGCCGGCUGGUUCAUUGACCGCGACACUGGUUCCUCAGCGGAGGUCACCGAUCGACCGAAACAGACCAAACGGUCCCCUUACUAUGGAACUUCUGGAUGGAGGACCGAUCCAGCGAACGUGAUCAUACUACCUUCUGCAUUGGUAGAUGACUUCUAUUUGAACAAUUUUGGAUACGAUAUUGAGGUCAAUCGCUUCAUCGCUUUUCGGGGCAUAUCACCUUCGUCCGAAGCUCUCCUUCAAGACUGUGAACUAAAGGCGACGACGCUCGGGAAUGCAGACUGGGCGUACAUUGCACGGCACUUUAGGAUAUGCUUAAGGGUACAUUGCCACUAUGGCGAUAUUGGUGCUGAACUCGGUUUGAGUAAAAUUGCAGCGAGAGCCGAGAAGUGGGAUAGAGAUGGGAUUCCAGAUUCGGAUCGCGAUGUUAUAGACGUCGCUAUCCGUCAGUGGAACCUCCAGACUGCCGCUUACCUCGGUCUCCGUUGUUCUGAGGACGACUCGGAGUAAGUAGCUAGUAUCUCUUCCUGCAACAGGGUACCACACGAACGUGUAACUUAGACCUGUAGAUUAUUUUGUUUCUCAAACAAAGUUGUACGGUCA
This is a messenger RNA of Marasmius oreades (fairy-ring Marasmius), 1201 nucleotides long. RefSeq lists its product as uncharacterized. Lineage: Eukaryota; Fungi; Basidiomycota; Agaricomycetes; Agaricales; Marasmiaceae. The transcript has 4 exons. The record is from RefSeq and is a predicted model, not a curated record. Bases 98 to 1108 code for a protein of 336 amino acids.